Messenger RNA from Penicillium lagena, 1320 nucleotides. RefSeq names its product DMT family transporter. The record is from RefSeq and is a predicted model, not a curated record. Gene Ontology annotation, biological process: regulation of peptide transport. NCBI's taxonomy places the organism in Eukaryota, Fungi, Ascomycota, Eurotiomycetes, Eurotiales, Aspergillaceae. The coding region runs from base 1 to 1320 and encodes 439 amino acids. The transcript has 5 exons. Gene Ontology annotation, cellular component: membrane.
AUGUCUUCCGGCCCCGAGAUACCGGCCUUGACCCUGAUGGGUUCUGCUAGACAUACCGUGGGAAUCGGCCUACUGCUGCUCGUGGUUGUGCUGUGGACGGCGUCGAACUUCCUCGCAAGCACCAUCUUCGCAGACAACACCUACUCCAAACCCUUCUUCGUGACCUACAUCAAUACCUCGCUGUUCAUCCUACCGCUUUUCACCAUCCUAUUUAGUCGUUUGUGGCGGCUCUGGCGCUCUAGAGGACUGUCUCACAUCACCUCGUUCCAGAGCCUGCUCAGGCAGUUGGACUCGCAUAAUCCCAAGGCUGAGGAGGAGCAGGGUUUUCUGCACGCUGCGGGUGUGGAGGAUGAAUUCCACGGCGGAGAGGGACGGGAGAGCGCGCAGUUUGUCCGGUCGAUGCGGAAUGAUCCAGAUGCAAAGCUGGGGUUGAAGGCGACGGCGAAGUUGAGCUUCCAGUUUUGUUUACUUUGGUUUGUUGCGAACUACUUUGCCUUGGGAUGUCUCCAGUACACAACCGUGGGCAGCACGACCAUCCUCACCUCGACGAGUGGCGUCUGGACCCUCGUCUUCGGCGCCAUACUUGGCGUCGAGAGAUUCACCGCACGCAAACUCAUCGGUGUCCUCGCCUCCCUAAUAGGAAUAAUCCUCAUUUCGCGCGUCGACCUCUCUAAGCCAGACACCAGCACCCCAUCCGCCGACGGCAGCGAGGGGUCCUUCCCGCACAAAACCCCCGCAGAGAUCGCCCUCGGCGACGCAAUGGCAGCGUUCAGCUCGAUCAUGUACGGCGUGUACACGAUCGUGAUGAAGAAGCAAGUCGGCGACGAGUCGCGCGUGAACAUGCAGCUCUUCUUCGGGCUAGUGGGCUUCUUCAAUCUCGUCCUCCUGUGGCCCGGGUUCAUAGUUCUGCACUGGACGGGCGUGGAGCCGUUUGCGCUACCGAGCACAAAACGAGUCUGGAUGAUUAUCCUCAUCAACUCGCUCUCCUCAUUCAUCUCCGACAUCGCCUGGGCCUACGCUAUGCUCCUUACCACCCCGCUCGUCGUUACCGUCGGUCUCAGUCUGACGAUCCCGCUCUCCCUGGUCGGCCAGAUUAUCCUACAGGCCCAUUAUGCCUCGCCGCUGUACUGGGUUGGUGCUAGUAUUGUGUUUAUGUCUUUUCUCGUGGUCAACCGCGAGAGCAAGGGUGAGGACGUUGUCGUUCCUGGGGCUGCUUCAGGCGCAGGUGCGGGUAGAGGUGACAGAGUGUCGUCGGGGGAGUAUGAAAGUAUUCCUCCCCCGACGUAUGAAGGUAUUCCUCGGGAUGAAAUAGUGCGUUAG